UGUAGCUUAAUCAAAAACAAGAGAGAAAAAAAUGGGGAAAAAUUAGAUAAAAAGUGAAACAUAGGAACACAACCAAAAUAUAUAAGCACAUUUUUUUAUCUAUUUCUCUGAUGUGAAUUUUAUUAUAACAAAUGAGUAGCUAAUAUUCGUUGAUAAAAUAUUUGAUUUUACUAUUUGCCAAUAUUCAAAUAGCAUUUUCUGCAUUUAUAUUUUGUAUUCGCAUCCUUUUUUCAGUUUCAUAAUUAAUACUUAUUUUCUCAUUUCGUAGACACCAAACACUGCUCAGGAGUGGCAAGCCAUAGAAGAAGCUUUUGCUGAAAAGUGGAACCUGCCACACUGUGUUGGUGCCAUCGAUGGAAAACACGUUAUGAUAAAAGCACCAGCAGGGGGUGGCAGCACUUUUUACAAUUAUAAAAGUUUCAACAGCAUUGUGCUGAUGGCAUCAGUUGAUGCAGAUUAUAAAUUUACAUUUAUUGAUGUUGGAUGUAAUGGACGAAUAUCAGACGGAGGAGUUUUUUGCCCAAACAAGUUUAUUUUCGAUGCUAGACAAUAACUUGCUUGAUCUGCCCAGCCCAACACCUUUGAUUCCAGGUAGUGAGCCUGUGAAUUAUUUUAUGGUUGCAGAUGAGGCGUUUCCUUUGAAAUGUUAUCUGAUGAGGCCAUAUCCUGGUAAAAAUAUCUCUCCUCAGCAAAGGAUUUUCAAUUAUCGACUGUCCAGGGCAAGGCGUGUUGUUGAAAAUGCAUUCGGGAUAUUAUCAAAUAGAUUUCGUAUCUUGAUGCAACCAAUACAGCUGCCUCCUGCGACAGUUGAUAAAAUUGUUUCUGUAUGUUGCUGUUUGCAUAACUUUCUACGAGAAAGACCGUCCAGGCAAUUGUAUACACCAAGAGAACUAAUCGAUCAUGAAGAUGAGGACUUUAAUUUUAUACCUGGAUCAUGGCGAAAUGAGGAAUCGCUAAGUAAGAUGAAAUCCCUGUGUAAACAAAAUGGUUAUAACACAGGGUCUGCUGAAGCAAGGCUAAUGCGAGAAAAAAUUUGUGAUUAUGUAAAUAAUGAAGGAAAAGUUGCAUGGCAAGAUAAACAUAUAAAAUAUUAUUAAUUUCUCAAUAUAUGUUAUUCAAUUUAUGUUCCCUGAUUUCUCAAUAUAUGUUAUAAUAAAAGAUAAAGAAAUAAAGAUUAUUUAUAA
This is a messenger RNA of Stegodyphus dumicola, 1184 nucleotides long. RefSeq lists its product as uncharacterized. The record is from RefSeq and is a predicted model, not a curated record. Lineage: Eukaryota; Metazoa; Arthropoda; Arachnida; Araneae; Eresidae.